CAACUCUCUGCGGGGCGAGUUCGUGCACGACGACGUGUGGGCGAUCGUGAACAACCCGGACGUGCGGGCGGCGGCCCCCUGGGCGGGCGUCUUCGCCAACGACUUCUGGGGCAAGGGCAUGGCCGAGAACACCAGCCACAAGUCCUACCGCCCCCUCUGCGUCCUCACCUUCAAGCUAAACAUAUUGUUGGCUGGUAUGAACCCAUUCUAUUUCCAUGCAGUGAAUGUAAUUUUACACUGUCUAGUGACUCUUGUCCUGAUGUAUACGUGUGACAAAGCUGUAUUCAAGGAUGGUCGACUAGCUUUUGUCACGGCUCUCUUCUUUGCUGUGCAUCCUAUUCACAGUGAGGCUGUAACAGGUAUUGUAGGCAGAGCAGAUGUCUUAGCCUGUCUACUGUUUCUGUUGGCUUUUCUCUCCUAUAAUAGGAGUGUGGAUCAUUUUUAUGUUGGGGAACAUUUCCCUCCCACUGCCUCUCCAUUCUUCUUGCUGCUUAGUUUAUUUCUUGGGACCUGUGCAAUGCUGGUGAAGGAAACUGGAGUCACUGUGUUUGGUGUGUGCUUGGUUUAUGACUUGCUUUUCCUGUCCUACAAUAGACUUAGACUGAGAAAUGGAGGGGUGCAUCAGAGGUUCGCACGGCAGCCUGCGGCUUCUCCAUCUGCUUCGCUGCAGAUUCCUCCAUCCAGCAGGGAGAAUGGGAAGCACCGGUUUGCUCACAAAGGGACCUGGAACUCAUGCCACCCUGCAUCACCUGAAGAGCAACGGAGCAGCAGCCUUUCUGUCUCAAACAAAGCCAUGUGGGCUAUUCUUAGGCCUGACUGCAUCUCAUUUAAGAAGGGCGGAGCCUCUCAAGAGAAGGUUCUUUGCAGUUUGCCAGCUGGAAAAGGCUACCUGACGGCAAGUAACAACCAGAAUUUCUUGUAUACUGCAAGGCCAUUUUUGAAGAGGGCUGCUUUAGUAAUAAGUUAUGUGAUUCUUGUUUUAUAUUUCCGUUUCUGGAUAAUGGGAGGUUCCAUGCCAAUGUUUUCAGAACAGGACAAUCCAGCUUCAUUCUCACCUUACUUACUUACAAGAUUUCUAACUUAUUCGUACCUCCUGGCCUUCAAUUCCUGGCUUCUGCUAGCACCAAUUACUCUGUGCUAUGACUGGCAGGUUGGGAGUAUUCCUUUAAUUGAGUCGAUAUGGGAUGUGAGGAAUUUAGCUACAGUUCUCCUGGUGGUGGUUAUGAUAUUACUCAGCUUACAUUGCAUAACAGCAUUCAAGAAACUGGAACAUAGAGAAGUUUUAGUUGGCUUGUUGUUCCUGGUUUUCCCAUUUAUCCCAGCCAGCAACCUCUUCUUCAGGGUGGGAUUUGUGGUGGCAGAGCGAGUCCUUUACAUGCCAAGUAUGGGGUACUGUAUCCUUUUUGUCCAUGGUUUGAAAAAGCUCUGUGCCUGGUUAAAUAGAUGGGGAGCUACUGCCCUGACCCUCUCUGCUUUGCUGCUGCUGCUGCUGUUCUCUUGGAAAACUGUGAAACAGAAUGAAAUCUGGUUGUCAAGAGAAUCCCUCUUCAGCUCAGGUGUGCAGACUCUGCCCCAUAAUGCCAAGGUGCACUACAACUAUGCCAAUUUUCUGAAAGACCAGGGUCGUAACAGUGAAGCCAUCUAUCACUACAAAACUGCCCUCAAAUUGUAUCCUCGUCAUGCGAGUGCCCUGAACAACCUCGGCACGUUGACCAAAGACUUGGUGGAAGCAAAGGAAUACUACAGAAGAGCUCUUCAGUUAAACCCACAGCAUAAUCGAGCUCUCUUCAAUCUUGGAAAUCUGCUCAAGUCCCAAGGGAAGAAAGAGGAAGCUGUGUUCUUAUUGAGAGAUUCCAUUAAAUACGGUCCAGAGUUUGCAGAUGCUUACUCAAGCCUUGCUUCCCUGUUGGCUGAACAGGAACAAUUUAAAGAAGCCCAGGAGGUUUAUCAGGCUGGGAUAGAGAAUUGUCCAGAGAGCUCUGAUCUGCAUAAUAACUAUGGUGUUUUCUUAGUUGAUACUGGGGCUCCUGAGAGAGCAGUGUCCCACUACCAGCAGGCCAUCUGGCUCAGCCCAAACCAUUACGUGGCCAUGGUGAACCUGGGCAGGCUCUACCGCUCUCUGGGGCAGAACAAAGAGGCUGAAGCUUGGUACAAACGAGCGUUGAAAGUAUUGCGGAAGGCGGAAAUUCUGUCCCCACUGGGAGCUCUCUACUACAACACGGGGCGGUAUGAAGAAGCUUUACAGGUUUACAGGGAAGCCGCAGCACUGCAGCCUUCAAACAAGGAGAUUCGACUGGCCCUGGCACAGGUUUUAGCAAUGAUGGGACAAACAAAGGAAGCUGAAAAAAUGACUAACCAUAUUGUGACUGAAGAGGCCGAGUGCCUAGAAUGCUACCGCCUUUUAUCAGCAAUCUACAGCAAGCAGGAGCGUUACAGCAAGGCCCUUGAAGCUAUAGAUAAAGCUCUGCAGCUAAAUCCAAAGGAUCCAAAAGUCAUAUCGGAGCUCUUUUUUACUAAAGGAAAUCAGCUAAGAGAACAAAACCUUCUUGACAAGGCUUUUGAGAGCUAUAAAGUGGCUGUGGAGCUGAAUCCAGAUCAAGCUCAGGCAUGGAUGAACAUGGGAGGGAUUGAGCAUAUCAAGGGAGACUACAUCAAUGCACGUAGCUAUUACGAGAAAGCUUUACAGCUGGUUCCAAACAGCAAGCUGCUGAAGGAGAAUCUGGCUAAACUGGAUCGCUUAGAGAAACGAUUGCAGGAAGUCCAGGAGAAAGAUCAGACGUAGCUAGUGGAAGGAGCUCCGUGCCCCUUGCAGAAGAAAGAGAAGUGGAAGCCCAUUGGCAGAAGUGACACAGGAGGAACUGUGAUGUGACUCAGAAUUAAGGAGGGCAAAUUUGGGGCGCACAUUUGUGCAUCACCAGAGUUGCCGGAGACCCUUCAUUUCUAUAGGGUAUGCUGAAGAAUGAGUGAAAACCCUGUUUUAAUCAAGAUUUGUGUUUGGGUUGGAUGCAUAUCACUUGCCAUUAGUGCUGUAAGUGGGAGAUGCACCUUUGAUGUCCUGGUCUCUCACUUCCCAAGCUGGGUGGGCUGUAGAGGCAAAGUUCUCAUCCACUGGCAAGGGAUGGAGCAGUGCCUCUUGUUAGUCAACAUUCACCCACUUAAGGAAGUACUAUUAAUAGUCUCUAAAGCAUUCCCCAUAAAGUCCUCCUCAGCCAGGACGAUGGUGACAAUUAUCAGCAGAGAGCAUCAAAAGUCGUUACAAGGUUAAAACUGGGAGAAAUGGUGGCCAUUUUUAGGUCUCCAACAAUGACUUGAAAAUGACCCCAAGGAAAUGGAGAAUUAUGUCUGGACAUGGCCGUCUCUGAAAGUGAUGAUUCUCUGACUAGGGCUGUUUUUGAGGAAAAACCUCAGUUGAAUGUUUUACUCGGAAGAUAAUCAUUUUUGUAACUAUUCAAAUCAUGAUAUCACAGAAUUGUCAGAAAUCACAUGACUUUUUUCACCCAAUCAGAAUUAUAAUUUCUAUGAAGAAAUUGGAACUGUCCAAUGGAAAUGUGGAAUUCUUUAAUGGGUCCACCUCCCUCCCUUCCUCCCUCUCCCCCGCCCCCACAAAAAAAUCUAUAUUUUUAAAUAUUGAGUGGAAAGGCAAGUUUGCUUCAGAAUAUGGACAUUUAUUUUUGAGCGUUAUUUAUUUUUAACUUAUAAUAAAAUGUUUAAUAUAUUUUACUCUGUUUAUAAGAGUUGGACAACAUCCCUCACAACUAGCAGUGUGGCCUGUGACUGUUGCUUUUAUUGUAUAAAGUUAGAAAAUACGGCACCACAAGGCUGUGUUUGAAUAAUUCUCCCUGCUGAUAUUUCUAAAGCAAUUGGAUGUUGGACCAAAUUUUCAUUACAGCAGUGCCACGCCCAUUGAUAUGUAGGGUUGCACCAGUUCAGCUGAGAUGAGCAUUUGAUCUGUUGUUAUAGUAGAGGUAGCUGAGAAGGUUAGAUGGGGCAGUGUAGUGAUAUUCUGCCCUUUCACUCUGGACAGCAGCUCAUCUCACAAGUUUAUUGUUUUCAUCUUAGCCCCCAUCAUGAAACCAUCAUACAGUUUGUUUCAGCCUGAUUGCCAUGUCUUUGCCGAAGAGAAGCCCAGGUCAUGGAAUUAAUAGCGGGUGGUUCAGGUUGGGACUGAAGUGCAUUGAUACAGCUCGAUCAGGGAAAUCUUGCAUGGCAAUGGCACAUGGCUUUAACCAGUGC
Messenger RNA from Mauremys mutica (yellowpond turtle), 4233 nucleotides. RefSeq names its product transmembrane O-mannosyltransferase targeting cadherins 1 (gene TMTC1). The coding region runs from base 119 to 2782 and encodes 887 amino acids. The record is from RefSeq and is a predicted model, not a curated record. Gene Ontology annotation, biological process: RNA processing; protein O-linked glycosylation via mannose. Lineage: Eukaryota; Metazoa; Chordata; Testudines; Geoemydidae. The transcript is spliced from 21 exons. Gene Ontology annotation, molecular function: protein binding; mannosyltransferase activity.